Pleurotus ostreatus (oyster mushroom) is the source of this 846-nucleotide messenger RNA. RefSeq lists its product as uncharacterized. The transcript is spliced from 3 exons. Bases 1 to 846 code for a protein of 281 amino acids. NCBI's taxonomy places the organism in Eukaryota, Fungi, Basidiomycota, Agaricomycetes, Agaricales, Pleurotaceae. The record is from RefSeq and is a predicted model, not a curated record.
AUGUCGUCGAAUAUUAUUGUUAUCGGGGGUUCGAGAAACAUUGGGUAUUUCUCCGCUUUGCGGUUCCUUGCCAAGGGGUCGACGGUCACCUUUCUCCUCCGAACACCGUCUGUCUUCGACAAGGACACGACGAUCCAGGAAUACGUCAAAUCCGGGAAAGCAUACCUCGUCAAAGGGGACUGUCAGAUCGAAGCGGACGUCCAACGCGUCUGGGAUGAAGCCGGCAGCAAAGGACCAGUCGACCUCCUACUAUCCACCGUCGGCACAUAUCCCAACUUCACCCUCACUAAAGGGUUUGUCCAAAACCCUGUCGGGCUCGUAACGCAAUCCUUCUUCAAUGUCCUGUGCACUUUCCCUAUCAAUCAGUCGCCCCAGCCCAAAGUGAUCACACUCUCCUCCAUUGGUCUCUCGCGUACCUCCCACGACUCCCUCCCACUCGCCUUGAAGCCUCUUUACGGCUGGAUGCUCGCCGCGCCGCACAAAGACAAGCUGGGCAUGGAAGUCCUGGCGGCACACGCCGCGGGCUGGUCAUGGGACUACAAGAACGACGGGGAGCCGGGAGACGACGUCAUGAGGGGCGAGCCAUGGGGAACGGCGUGGAGGACACGGAAGGGCCUCCCCGCCGAGGGAACCAUUAAGAGAAUGUUGGUGAUACGCCCUGCGCUACUGACAGACGGGGACUGCAAGGCUGAUAAGGCUGGGCGAAAGGGGGAACCGUAUCGGGUAUCUGAGAAGGAGCUUGGGGGAUACACUGUGUCCCGCAAAGACGUCGCCCACUUUAUUACUGAAGCUGUGACGGAGAAGUGGGACCAGUACGAAGGAAAGCGGGUGAACAUAGCCUACUGA